Messenger RNA from Grammomys surdaster, 3222 nucleotides. RefSeq names its product acyl-CoA synthetase medium chain family member 5 (gene Acsm5). Lineage: Eukaryota; Metazoa; Chordata; Mammalia; Rodentia; Muridae. The coding region runs from base 247 to 1983 and encodes 578 amino acids. The transcript is spliced from 14 exons. Gene Ontology annotation, cellular component: mitochondrial matrix. The record is from RefSeq and is a predicted model, not a curated record. Gene Ontology annotation, biological process: fatty acid biosynthetic process; acyl-CoA metabolic process. Gene Ontology annotation, molecular function: fatty acid ligase activity; fatty-acyl-CoA synthase activity.
GGGAAACCCUGGCUGGGAGCCACCAGCUCACAGUGUCCUGACCCUCUGAAAGGUGAAGUUGCUGACUCCUAAUCUUGCUCUCUCCAGGCUGUGCUUGGGGCUAAAGUUCCCUGUCAGAAUCCUGCCUUCAUCAGCUUCUGGAGAAAUCUUCUCAGGAGGCUUUAGGUCUGCCUUGCUGCUGAAGUGGAACACAGAUGCCUUUUGUGUGCCUCAGAUUUUAAAACAAGACAGAAGGUAACAGAAGACAUGAGAUUAUGGCUGAGAGGCCUUGUCUGCCAGGCUCUGAGGAGUUCCUGGGGAGCUUGCAGGAUUCACACACAGCCACCACCACCCCCUAUCCCUGAGGUUGUAGCCACCUGGGAAGCCAUCAACCUGGGGAGGCAGCCAGUGCCCGAAUACUUCAACUUUGCCCAUGAUGUGCUGGACGUGUGGAGUCAGCUGGAAAAGACAGGGCACCGGCCCCCAAAUCCUGCAUUCUGGUGGGUGAAUGGCUCAGGAACAGAAGUCAAGUGGACGUUUGAGGAGCUGGGGAAACAAUCCAGGAAGGCAGCCAAUGUCUUAGCGGGCAUGUGUGGCCUGCAACCUGGAGACAGAAUGAUGCUGGUGCUUCCGAGACUCCCAGAUUGGUGGCUGCUCAGCGUGGCUUGUAUGCGAACAGGUGUGGUCAUGAUCCCAGGUGUCUCCCAGCUGACAGCGAAGGAUCUCAAGUACCGGCUGCAGGCUGCCAGGGCCAAGUCCAUCAUCACCAGUGACACCCUAGCUCCGCAAGUGGAUGCCAUCAGUGCUGACUGCCCUUCCCUCCAAACCAAGCUUCUGGUGUCUGACACCAGCCGUCCAGGCUGGCUCAAUUUCCGCGAACUCCUGAGAGCAGCAUCUCCAGAGCAUAGCUGCGUGAGAACAAGAAGUGGAGAUUCAGUGGCCAUCUACUUCACCAGUGGAACCACAGGGGCCCCCAAGAUGGUGGAACAUUCCCAGUGCAGCUAUGGACUGGGUUUUGUGGCCAGUGGAAGGAGGUGGAUGGCCCUGACUGAGUCCGACAUAUUCUGGAACACAACUGACACUGGAUGGGUGAAGGCAGCCUGGACUCUCUUCUCUGCCUGGUCCAAUGGAGCUUGCAUUUUUGUGCAUGAGCUGCCCCGAGUUGAUGCCAAAACUAUUCUAAAUACUCUCUGCAGGUUCCCAAUAACCACCAUUUGCUGUGUUCCAACCCUCUUCCGGCUACUUGUACAAGAGGAUCUGACAAGGUACAAAUUCCAAUGCCUGAGGCACUGUUUGACUGGUGGAGAGGCCCUCAACCCUGAUGUGCGGGACAAGUGGAAGAGCCAGACAGGCCUGGAGCUCCAUGAAGGCUACGGACAAUCAGAAACAGUUGUCAUCUGUGGCAAUUCAAGAGGCUCAACAAUCAAGUCUGGAUCUAUGGGGAAAGCAAGCCCACCUUACGAUGUGCAGAUUGUAGAUGAAGAAGGCAACGUCCUGCCUCCAGGAAAAGAGGGAAAUAUUGCUGUCCGCAUCAAACCUACUAGACCUUUCUGUUUCUUCAACUGCUAUCUGGACAAUCCUGAGAAGACAGGAGCAUCAGAGCAAGGAGACUUUUACAUCACUGGGGACCGAGCACAUAUGGACGAGGACGGCUACUUUUGGUUCUUGGGGAGAAAUGACGAUGUAAUCAACUCUUCAAGCUACCGGAUUGGGCCUGUUGAAGUAGAGAGUGCACUUGCUGAGCAUCCAGCUGUCCUGGAGUCUGCUGUGGUCAGCAGCCCAGAUCCCAUUCGGGGAGAGGUGGUAAAGGCGUUUAUAGUCCUUUCUCCAGCCUAUGCUUCUCAUGAUCCAGAAGCCCUGACCAAGGAACUCCAGGACCAUGUGAAGACAGUGACUGCUCCAUACAAGUAUCCCAGGAAGGUGGCUUUUAUUUCGGAACUGCCAAAGACAGUUUCUGGAAAGAUCCUAAGGAGUAAAUUGAGAAACCAAGAGUGGGGGAGAUGAGUUGCAACCCAAGAAAGAUGCUAUGAUACCUGAAGGUUCCGAAGGAGAAGGAAGUGGGGCUGGCCAGCUCCUCCUUGGAGUACUAUCCCUUCAAAGAAUAGGCAUCAAAGAUGGUCAGCUUCCAAAUGGGCAUUUUGGGAUGAUGCUGGAGAAUGCAAGAGCAUCCCUGGUCCAGAGCUUGGAGACACUGCCCAGUUCAGCAAAUUCCCCACAACUUAACUUCUCUCUCUGAAGACAUCCUCAGCAUUGGUUUUACUAAGAGAAUUCUGUUGUUCCUGGGACAGACAAAUCACUGCAGCCUCAGGGCAUCCGUGGUUUUAUUAUGCCAGUGGGAAUGUAAACUGUGACCCUUUGGAUGAAGUCAUUUGGUAACAGCAUCUGGGUCAUAACAUUGACCAUACCCUUUUAUUUAGAAAUCACACUUUUGGGACUCACUAGAAAAGAAAAGAUUCAAAAUGCAGAAAACGUUUGAUAAACAAAGAUUCAGUGAAGCACUGUUUAAGACUGAAAACACACAUAACUGCCAAAACAAUAGAGCAAUAAUUAAAUCAAUUAACACUAGUCCCAUCAAUUAAUGUGAGUAUCCAAGUACUUAGGCACAGCCUGUACGCGGGGAGCGGGAACAGAGCUAAUUAAAGUUUAAAGGGAAAACUGCCACUGGGAAGUGGCUGUGAGGAAACACUGGAGACAUGACUGGUCCUUUUCCUUAGACACUUGCCAUCUCUCAGGUUUCCUAAAGUAGAAACAACCAAUUCAAUGAACAAGCUGUUUUAGAGGGCGAUCUUUUCUUCUGGGCCUGGGAGAUGGUGCUAGUCAUAAAGCACCUCCUGGGUAAGCAUGAGCACCGAAUUUUCAGAUCCCUGAUAGCUGUGUAAAAGCCAGCUGUAGUUAUGUAAAGAUCUGUUCCUCUGUUCCCAGGGCAACUCUAACAUCAAAGUGCUGGUAAGUCAGCUCCAUCCUGAGGUUUCUCUUCACAUUGCAAGUGUUGUAUUUGUCCUGUGCCUCUAUGCUCAUCUCCCAUACCUGCAAAGGAUGCAUACAUACUUGCUUCUCGACCUCCUCCUUGUUUAAGGAUAUCUGUCACUUCCUGCUACAUGAGGCAUUUGGAUGCUCACGACCUAUGUUAAUUUUAUUACUCCUUUAAAGAUUUUGACUUUAAGUAAGGGGUUGGGGGUUACAAGCUCCAGGGACUUCCUGGGCCACAGAGUAAAAACAAUGCCAGUCUGGGUGACUUAAUGA